Molecule: messenger RNA, 993 nt
Organism: Oldenlandia corymbosa var. corymbosa
Lineage: Eukaryota; Viridiplantae; Streptophyta; Magnoliopsida; Gentianales; Rubiaceae
Source: the annotation of a GenBank genome assembly
AUGACGGAUCAAUUCGAGAUCUCCUUCGCCGGAAUCUUCCUCAGCAGCGCUUUCGCCGCUUGCUUUGCCGAGUUGUGUACUAUUCCUUUGGACACAGCUAAAGUUAGGCUUCAGUUACAAAAGAGAGCUUCAGGAGGUGGGGAAGCUGGGGGUGCUACAUCCAAAUACAAGGGUUUAUUGGGUACGAUGUUGACUAUUGCUAAGGAAGAAGGUCCUGCGGCGCUUUGGAAAGGAAUCAUUCCAGGUUUACACCGUCAGUGUCUCUAUGGAGGUUUAAGGAUUGGCUUAUAUGAACCUGUUAAGGCAGUCUUGGUUGGGGGAAAUGCUGUUUCAGAUGUUUCUUUGUUUAGCAAGGUUCUUGCUGCUUUACUGACUGGGGCUAUAGCAAUUGUCGUUGCUAAUCCAACUGAUCUGGUAAAAGUUCGCCUUCAAGCUGAAGGAAAGAUGCCUGCAGGGGUGCCUAGACGGUAUGCUGGUGCUUUGGAUGCUUAUUAUACCAUAGUCAAACAGGAAGGACUGACAGCUUUAUGGACCGGGCUUGGGCCCAAUAUUGCCAGAAAUGCAAUCAUAAAUGCUGCUGAACUGGCUAGCUAUGAUCAUGUAAAAGAGGCCAUUUUGAAAUUUCCUGGAUUUUCAGACAACGUGUUGACCCAUCUUCUAGCUGGCUUGGGUGCUGGGUUCUUUGCUGUCUGUAUUGGUUCUCCUGUUGAUGUGGUAAAAUCCAGAAUGAUGGGAGAUUCAGUCUACAAAAGCACCUUCGAUUGUUUUUUCAAAACUUUAAGAAAUGAGGGACCUUUUGCUUUCUAUAAGGGAUUCCUUCCCAACUUUGGUCGACUAGGUAUAUGGAAUGCCAUCAUGUUUUUAACUCUUGAACAAGUAAGUGAACACUUGCUCAACUUUAGAGAUGUGAUCCUUGCUUCUAAUAUGUUUGACUCCAGUUCUAAUGGAAUUUGUAUCAAGUUUGCAAUUUGUGGGCCAGCUAAAGACAAUUGA